AGGCAUGCAUACCAUUAUGAGGUGGUAGCUGGCCAACAUGUCCUCAUGGCAAGGAAGGAUCUACACGAAGGGAAGAAUGGGAAGGCUACCUGCUUCUGUGCUGUUUACAUGGGAGUCGAUGAAGUGGAAACAAGGAUCCUGGCGCUUCACAACGCCAAACUUGAAUGAAUUCCUUAUGAUGUACUUGAUGUUAUACAGAAGUGCAUGGAGCUGCACAGGGCUGCAGAGAACUCAGCUCUAAUUAGAAGUGCCUAUAAGAACAUCGUCAAGGGCAGUAGGACAUAUCAAGUCCUCAACAAUUUGAUCAACCUGGGAGAAGAAGCUGUUGAAGAAUUUCUGUCGGUGGCGAGAGAAAUUGAGAAGGAGGAGCCAGGACGAGUGGCAAAAAUAGCUAUAUUGUCUGCGGAAGCUUGGGAAUCCUCACAUCAAAAGAAGCGACUUCUUGGUGAGGAAAACCUCAAACAUGUGAAAAGUGGGAGCGACUUCAAACACCUAGAAAAGAAACUGGAAGAAGUCAUCCAAAAGAAGCAGCUCCUGCAAUAUUUCAUCAGCGUCCGCUGGAUUCGAGUAGAGGACCUGCCUGCCCAGUUGAAAUUAUUGUCGCUGGUCGACUUGGAGUUUGGGUUGGAUCCAAGGAGUAGCAGCCAGGACAUUGAUCAGGAGCAGGACUCCGUGCUCCUCACAGUGAGAAGGCUCCUAAAGAGGGAUUCUACUUGUAUAAUUCUUCAGGAGAUGGGCGGGACUCAGGAGACUCUUGAAACCAGGAACGUGGCCUUUUUGAGAAAUCAGGAGAGGACGCACAUCCGUGGCUCCUGGUUCUGGAUGGAUGCACAUAAUCCUGCUGUCAUCAUUUCAUUAGAAAAGCUUCUUGCUGGAGAACCUGGGUCUGACAGCGCUCUCUUCACGUUCAAUACCAAAAGUGUUGCGCCCAGAUCAGAAAAAUCAGAGGGCACAUUGCAGAGUGGAGAUUUUGACGAUGAUGAUGACGCCUUCAUUGCUCCAGUGGUAACUGAGAUUGACAAAUGGAUCAACCUCUAG
Darwinula stevensoni is the source of this 1038-nucleotide messenger RNA. The record is from the annotation of a GenBank genome assembly. NCBI's taxonomy places the organism in Eukaryota, Metazoa, Arthropoda, Ostracoda, Podocopida, Darwinulidae.